This is a messenger RNA of Macroventuria anomochaeta, 1572 nucleotides long. RefSeq names its product MFS general substrate transporter. Gene Ontology annotation, molecular function: transmembrane transporter activity. NCBI's taxonomy places the organism in Eukaryota, Fungi, Ascomycota, Dothideomycetes, Pleosporales, Didymellaceae. The record is from RefSeq and is a predicted model, not a curated record. The coding region runs from base 138 to 1499 and encodes 453 amino acids. The transcript has a single exon. Gene Ontology annotation, biological process: transmembrane transport.
AUCGAAAAUAUUUUCAUGAGCAAUUAUGCGCCAAGUAGAUAAAUACAAUGUAGGUCCUGCAGUGUAAAUUACCAAGCCCUAUUGACACUCGUCAACUUUUUUGUUCAGUCCGAGUAAGCCUCUGAGGACCAGCCAUCAUGUCCUCCAUUACGUCACAUGCGGCGCCUAUCCACAAGAACAAGUCAUUGUUCCGCUCGGUUCCCUUCCAGAUCCUCGUCGCAUGCGGUGUCUCGUUCACGGCACCGGGCAUGUGGGAUGCGCUCGGUGGAUUGGGAGCAGGUGGCGCUGCUGAGCCUUACGCAGUUUCUGCUGCCAAUGCUCUAGUGUACGGACUCUUUGCUGUUGUCUGCGUGCUUGCCGGUGCUAUCAACAACCGCAUUGGACUGAAUUACGGACUUGCUCUUGGUGCUAUCGGUUACCCUCUGUACGGCGCUGGUCUUUACACCAACAGUGUCAGCGCGAACACCUGGUUCAUGCUCUUCGGCAGCGCUCUCUGCGGUAUCAGCGCAGGUUUCUUCUGGGCCGCUGAGGCAGCCAUCAUCAUCGGCUACCCAUCUCCCGGCGAUCGCGCAUUCUACCUCGCCAUCUGGCAGUCCGCAAAGGCCGCUGGUCCCAUCGUCGGUGGUGCUAUCAACCUAGGUCUCAAUGCGAACCGCAAGACCGCCGGCUCUGUCUCGACGUCCACCUACAUCGUCUUCAUCGCCAUCAUGUGUCUCGGCCUCCCCAUUGCGCUCUGCCUCUCACCCGCCCACAAAGUCUGGCGCAAAGAUGGCACCAGGAUUGUCACAGAGCGCGCCGCCAGCUGGGGCCAGGAAUUCAAGGCUGUCGGCAAGCUCUUCAUUAGCCGUAGGAUCUUGCUCCUCCUCCCCGCCUUCUUCAUCAGCUAUUUCUACAACGGCUUCAUGUCGACCUGGCUCACGACCUACUUCACCGUCCGCUCGCGUGCGUUCAGCUCCUUCUUCACGAACUUUGCCGGCAUCUUCAGUUCCUUCAUCAUCGCCGCCCUCCUCGAUAACCAGAAAAUCUACAUCAAAACCCGCGGCAAGAUUGCCUUCAUCUCCAUCGUAACCAUCCUUUUUGGCACAUGGAUUUGGGCGUCCAUUCUCCAGAACCAACUCUACAACGCUACAACCGCACCCGUCUUCGAUUGGUUCCAGGGCGGCUUCGGAAAGUCCUACGCGCUGGUAUUCUUCUGGCAAUUCGGCGGUCAGUCGUUCCAACAAUUCCUCUACUGGCUUGUUGGCCAGUACGCUACCGACCUUUCCAACUUGUCUCACCACACCGGUAUUCUGCGUGGUGUAGAAGCCCUGGGCCAGACUGUUGCGUGGGCUAUGCAGACUGAGGGCAAUGCGAACCACUUCGUUUCCAUUGGCAUCAACUUCGGGUUCACGGUGCUGUGCAUUCUACCUACUUGGAUUGUUUUGUCUGAGCUUGAGGGUAGUCAUGAGACGGUUGUCACUGAGGAAGAGGUGGACAACAAGCUGUCUGGCAAUGCUUGAGAAUGUUGUAGGUGUGAUUAGAUUUCCAGUUUGUGUGCAAGAUACCCAAUAGACUUCUCCACACUUUUCGCAA